Molecule: messenger RNA, 1311 nt
Organism: Serinus canaria (Common canary)
Lineage: Eukaryota; Metazoa; Chordata; Aves; Passeriformes; Fringillidae
Product: retinol dehydrogenase 13-like
Exons: 6
Coding region: 194-1165 (323 amino acids)
Source: RefSeq, a predicted model, not a curated record
ACUGGGGAUAGUGCGGUGGCACAGGGGACACGUGGCUCACCCUCCUGCCUGCUCCAGCCACUCUGCUGUCCCUCCUCGGCUCCCAGCGGCUCACAGAGCAGAGGGACUCGUGCCGUGCCGUGCCGUGCCGUGCCAGCGGCCGGGCAAAGGUCCUGCUGUGACCUCUGUCCCCAGCCCUACCCCGCGCCCCGCCAUGGAGCUGCUGGGGGCUCUGAGCCCCCCGUGGUGGCUCCUGCCACUCCCGCUGCUGGCCCUGCUGCUCCGGGCCACGCGCAGAAGCCCUUGGGACCCCCGCAAGUGUCCCACUGACCUGACGGGCAAGACAGUGAUUGUCACCGGAGCCAACAGCGGCAUCGGCAAGUGUGUGGCCAUGGAGCUGGCGCGCCGCAACGCCCGCACCAUCCUGGCGUGCCGGAGCCGGGAGCGGGGCCAGGCGGCCGUGCAGGAGAUCCGGGCGGCCACCGGGAACCCGGCGGUGCUGCUGCGGCUGCUGGACACCGGCUCGCUGGCCUCGGUGCGCGCCUUCGCCGCCGCCGUGCUGCGGGAGGAGCCGCGCCUGGACGUGCUGGUCAACAACGCCGGCGUCACCGGGCUGCCCUUCGCCAUCACAUCAGAGGGCUUGGAGCAAACCUUCGCCAUCAACUACCUGGGCCCAUUCCUGCUCACCAACCUGCUCCUGGACCUCUUGAAGGCCUCGGCGCCUGCCCGGGUGGUGAAUGUGACAUCGUUCCGGCACAGCGUAGGCACGGCCGACAGCGGGUACCUGACGGGGCAGCGGUGCCCGGGUGGCUACGACGCCGCCUACAACAGCACCAAGCUGAUGAACGUGCUCUUCACCGCCGAGCUGGCACGGCGCCUGCAGGGCACAGGGGUGACGGCCAACGCGCUGAACCCCGGCGUGGUGAGCACCAGCAUCAUGCGCCACUUCAGCUGGCCCGUGCGGGCGCUCUUCGUCCUCCUCCGUCCCUUCAUGAAGUCGGCCGAGCAGGGCGCUGCCAGCACCAUCUUCUGCGCCAUCUCGGAGGAAGCCGCAGGCAUCACCGGCAAAUACUUCGACAGCAGCUGCCGGCUGGCGCUGCCCUCGGCGGCCGCCCGCGACGCCGCGCUGGCACGGAAGCUCUGGGAGGCAUCGGAGCGGCUGACGGGGCUCACGGAGCCCGACUGAGGCACCGGGAUGUCACCCCUCGUCGCGGGAAUGGGGACACGGAUGCUCUGCUCCCCCUGUGCCCUCCCUGUGCUGCCGAGGGGACGACACGGCGCCGGCCACGGGUGACUGUGACACUUUUAUUAAAAACCCCGGCGCUACUCCCA